This is a messenger RNA of Oryzias melastigma (Indian medaka), 1758 nucleotides long. It is a transcript of the gene cdk5rap3, whose product is annotated as CDK5 regulatory subunit associated protein 3. Lineage: Eukaryota; Metazoa; Chordata; Actinopteri; Beloniformes; Adrianichthyidae. Gene Ontology annotation, biological process: regulation of mitotic cell cycle; regulation of cyclin-dependent protein serine/threonine kinase activity. Gene Ontology annotation, cellular component: endomembrane system. The record is from RefSeq and is a predicted model, not a curated record. The transcript is spliced from 14 exons. The coding region runs from base 171 to 1688 and encodes 505 amino acids.
UGUCAUUGGUUGUAAUUCUCCUAACGUGUCAUAAACACACAGAGAUAUCUGUGCUGUCACAAACCGUAAAAUCUGGAGUGCCACAGCUAAAAACAGUAGUAUUGAUAUUGUUAAACCAAUGCAGCGGUUAAAACGCGGAGGAACUGUUGGUUUGAAUAGAUAAAGGAAGGAUGGAGAACAUUCAAAAUCUUCCCAUCGACAUACAAACCAACAAGCUGUUGGAUUGGCUGCUCGACCGGCGACACUGCAGUGUGAAAUGGCAGAAUGCAGUGAAAACCAUCAGAGAGAAGAUCAAUGCUGCCAUGCAAGACAUGCCAGAGAACGAGGAGAUCAAGCAGCUGCUCUCUGGAUCAUACAUUCACUACUUUCACUGCUUGAGGAUCGUUGAGAUCCUAAAAGGAACUGAGGCUUCAUCAAAGAACAUCUUUGGUCGAUACUCAUCUCAGAGGAUGAAGGAUUGGCAGGAAAUUGUGUCCCUUUAUGAAGCAGACAAUGUUUAUUUGGCGGAGGUGGCCAGCCUACUGAUUCGUAACGUGAGUUAUGAAGGUCCCGCUCUGAAGAAGCAGCUGGCUAAAGCUCAGCAGCUGCAGCAGGAGCUCAGCAGGAGGGAGGUGGAGUGCCAGAGCUCUGCAGCAGAACUGAGGGAGCGCUACUACGCCGCCUGCAAACAGUACGGCAUCUCCGGCGACAGUGUAGCACGAGAGCUUCAAGCUCUGGUGAAGGACUUACCAGCAGUUCUGGAGGAAGUUGGCAAAGAUGCAGCAAAGUUAGAGGAAACGAUUAAGCUUUACGCUGCCUUCACAAAUUUUUUGUGUGACUGGUCUGAACCCGUCCUGCCUUUGCUGACCUUCACAAUAAAGAGAGGGAACGCAACGUUUUAUGAGUGGAGAACCGGGAAAGCGCCCUCGUCCGUGGAAAGGCCAGUGGUGGAGGAACCGUGUCCUGAAAGCCUCUCAGAGGAUGCGAUUGACUGGGGCAGCUUUGGGACAGCAGAGGGUAACUCGGGUGUGGAUGUUGGCAUCACCGUUGAGGAUGGGGUUGACUGGGGAAUCAGUCUGGAGCCGGCAGCAGAGGACCCAGCAGGAGGCGCCAUCGACUGGGGGGACUCUGAAGCAGCUCCCCUUGAAAUUGAAAUAGUUGACGCAGGGACAGACUGUCCAGAGGGUGUGGCGAGGGGGGAGGAUGCGCUCGGUGUCCUGGAAAACUCUCAGUCACGCAGUCAGUUUAUUGACGAGCUGAUGGAGCUGGAGGCGUUCCUAACUCAGCGCAUUGUUGAGAUGGGGGAGGAAGGCGAUGUGGUGGCGAUGAGUCAGUUCCAGUUGGCGCCCUCUGUCAUCCAAAACCAGACCCGCCAACACGUCCAGGAGAUGCUCUCUGAGGUGCAGGACCUCCUCGGCCGACUCACCUCUCUCCGGAUGCAGCACCUCUUCAUGAUUCAGGCCUCCCCACGGUAUGUUGAGCGUGUGUCAGACAUGCUGCGACAGAAGCUGAAGCAGGCAGACAUUCUGGUGCUUAAAGCUUCCACGAUGGUUGAGAGGAGGCAGGAAGCCUUAGAGGAACAGUCCAGACUUGAACCUCGUGUUGACCUGCUGGCACUGCGCACCCGGGAACUCCAGAAACUGAUUGAAGCCGACAUUUCAAAGAGAUACCACAACAGACCAGUCAAUUUGAUGGGAGUUAAUAUAUGAUUAACUCUACAAAUAAUAAAAGAAAUUAUCAUGAUUGAAAGGGCAAAUAAAAAAUGUUUUUUAAUUAUCA